Messenger RNA from Danio aesculapii, 2472 nucleotides. Its product is annotated as inositol polyphosphate 5-phosphatase K-like. The record is from RefSeq and is a predicted model, not a curated record. NCBI's taxonomy places the organism in Eukaryota, Metazoa, Chordata, Actinopteri, Cypriniformes, Danionidae. Gene Ontology annotation, biological process: phosphatidylinositol dephosphorylation; negative regulation of peptidyl-serine phosphorylation. Gene Ontology annotation, molecular function: phosphatidylinositol-3,4,5-trisphosphate 5-phosphatase activity; phosphatidylinositol-4,5-bisphosphate 5-phosphatase activity. Gene Ontology annotation, cellular component: cytoplasm; ruffle; plasma membrane.
GUGUGUGUGUGCGCGCGCGCAUGUGAUGUGUGUGAGCGUCUCUACAGGACAGACACUCGCGCCGGUGCAGAGAAGCAGGACAGAUAAAGAGAUCCAAUGCAGCCCAUUCAGAGCUGCUCAAUGCCGGAAGGACCUGCUGGAGUCUUAGGACUCCAUAAACCUCCAGUCCAAGCCCUGCUUGCAAAACCCUGCAAACUGCCUGUGUCAUCAAACUGCCAGAUGGUUACAACUGGAAACCCACCAAUGUUGGGACAGACCCCGAUGCCUCAAACAAACCCAGGCAAUAAGGAGAGAGCCAGACCAGAGUCAACAUCACAGUCCACAAACUACAUCAGCAUCAGUCGACCCAGGCCUACAGCACUGGGAACUAAAGCAUCAAUCAAAGUCUCAAGACCAACUGAGCCUUCACUGCAGGUUAAAGCUACAGGAACGGCCAAUUUGCUGUCAAUCUCCCCAACCGAAUCACCAAUGCCUUAUUGCAGCUUUCAAAAACCAAUGAGCCCCACUUCUCAACUCGGAUUCAAUCCACCAUCCAUUCCACCAACACUUCCAAGCCCUCCAUCACAGCCCAUCCGUGCAAACACACUGAAUAACCUAAUGCCCAGACCAGUCUCCAACUCAAACCCUAGCCCUCCACCUAACCCUGUUCCUCAGCUGAUCCCAAGCCAAGACGCACAUGCACCCAAUGCUGGAGACACAACUGACAAAAAACUCAACAAGACUAUCAACGAAGAGGGGGAUUUCAGAGUGCACAUUGUCACAUGGAAUGUAGGCUCUGGUAUGCCACCUGAUGACAUCACUUCCUUGUUUGGUCCUGGCAUUGAAAAUGGAAGCACUGACAUGUUUGUCGUUGGACUGCAGGAAGUGAACUCCAUGAUAAACAAGAGGCUCAAAGAUGCUCUCUUCACAGACCAGUGGAGUGAGCUCUGCAUGGACACACUCAGUCGAUUUGGAUAUGUGUUGGUGGCUUCUCAAAGAAUGCAGGGGGUGUUUUUGCUGGUGUUUUCCAAAUUCUGCCACCUUCCCUUCCUCAGAGGUGUACAAACCCAAAGCACACGCACCGGCCUGGGAGGAUACUGGGGGAAUAAAGGAGGUGUUAGUGCACGCAUGAUGGUUUUCGGACACCCCGUGUGUUUCCUGAACUGCCACCUCCCGGCGCACAUGAGAAACCUGGAGCAGCGCAUGGAGGAUUUUGAGAGCAUCCUUCAGCAGCAGCAGUUUGAGGGCGGCACUGCUGUGGGCGUCCUGGAUCAUGAUGUGGUGUUCUGGUUUGGAGAUCUGAACUUCCGGAUCGAAGGUUAUGAUAUUCAUGUGGUGAAAAGUGCCAUUGAGAACGACAAACUGCCUCUAUUGUGGGAGAAAGAUCAGCUCAACAUGGCCAAAAAGAGUGAAUCCGUCCUGGAGGGAUUUAUAGAAGGACCUCUCAAGUUUCCACCAACAUAUAAGUUUGAUGUCGGGACACACACGUAUGACACAAGUGCUAAAAAGAGGAAGCCUGCAUGGACAGAUCGGAUCUUGUGGCGUCUGCGCAGGACAGGCUCCCCCGUACCAUCCCAUAAUUCAGCUCUGCAGCGUGGUUUGACCUCAUGGCUUGGCGGAGCCACCAGAGUCUCUCAGCACUUCUACCGCAGUCACAUGGGCUUCACUAUUAGUGAUCACAAGCCAGUGUCUGCUCUCUUCUCUUUGCACUUUCCCUUUAAGGUGACCUUGCCAUUAGUGACACUGGAAGUGGAGAAAGAAUGGACCAAGUUCUCUGAUGCGACAGUCAAACUCACAAUGGCACAUGGCUUUCAGAGGAGUUCAUGGGACUGGGUGGGCCUGUACAAGGUGGGAUUCAAACACCACAAGGAUUAUGCUGCAUAUGUAUGGGCCAAAUCUGAGCAUUCAACGCAGGUGGUGUUUUCAGAGGAGGAUCUGCCUAGAGACCCGGGGGAAUAUAUUUUGGGAUAUUACAGUAACAACAUGAACAGCAUCGCAGGAGUAACAGAACCAUUUCAGGUGCAAUUGCCCAUGUCCACUCCACCAGCACCAGCUUGUCGUUCACGCUCUGACAGUUCGGAUAUGAGCUCUGAAGAUGACAGUACGCUGGUCCUGUUGGCCCCGAGCUCUCGCAGCCCCAGCCCUGGAAACCACAGCGGCAAACGCCACCACCACCAGAAGCGCCAGCGGAGCCGCAGUCCCGCUGUAACAGCACUCUCCAGCACGCCUCUUCCGUCCCUGCAGUCUCUCAGCCUGUGUCCUCGUCCCCGAGAUGGUCCCCAAAAGACCUCCUCCCCACGCCCUUCAACCAAUGCUAAGAAGGAGCGUCUGGUUUCUCCGGACUCAUUAACCUCACCCUCCCUCAGUCCUCUUAGUCCGAGGAGCCCAGGAUCACCUGGAAAUGGCGUCAGUGCUCCAGAGGCUCUCGUAGCAGCCAUUUUAGGAGAGCCCAGACCUGCUCAAAUAGGAAAACCAGGUGAUGUGAUUCUAUGA